Molecule: messenger RNA, 3339 nt
Organism: Chara braunii
Lineage: Eukaryota; Viridiplantae; Streptophyta; Charophyceae; Charales; Characeae
Source: the annotation of a GenBank genome assembly
GUUCAACUCCAUCCUACCGGUUUUGUUGAUCCGGCGGAUCCUACUAAUCCGACCAAGUUCCUGGCGCCGGAGGCACUUCGAGGGUGUGGUGGCAUAUUGCUGAAUCAGAAAGGGGAGCGAUUUGUCAACGAGCUCACAACCCGUGAUGCGGCAACGAAAGCAAUCAUGGAAAACUGUGAGCACCUGCCAAUCGAGCUUGUGCGAAAUGCUGGUGGUUCGAUCAACGGGGUUGUGGUCUCUGAACACUUCUAUGAUGAGGAUGCAUUGAAGAGUCUCCCGAUUUCGGCGUAUAUGGUGCUUACGGAGGAUGGUGUGUUCCAGUUUGAUAGAGCGAUUGCGGAGUUCUACAUUAGCAAGGGGCUCAUCAGGAAGUUCGAAAAUGCGGCCGCGUUCGCAAAGGACUUCGCUCUCCCAGUGCACGCAGUGACAGAAACUCUCGAGAACUACGGCAGGGUAAAGGAAGAUCCAUUUGGCAAGAAGACUUUCCCGACGCUGUUCAGCUCGAAGGAGCACAUUUACGUGCUAAUCAUCACGCCGUCGCUGCAUUAUACGAUGGGAGGACUGAAGUUCGAUUCGAAUGGCCAGAUCCUCAAGGACAAUGGUGACAAAAUUCCAGGGCUUUUUGGGGCAGGAGAGGUGACAGGUGGUCUUCACGGUGGGAAUAGGCUGGCUGGAAACUCUCUCCUCGAGUGCGUCGUCUAUGGAAGAAUCGCAGGUGUAAAUGCAUGGAAGAGCAAGAAGUUCACGCAUGGACUCAUCCGUCGUCAGCACUCUUACAGGGACAGGGCAGGUGUUGAACAUCCAUCGGGAUUGCUGCCAACGGAGUUCAAGUCGCUGCCUCUUAUUGAGCGGUACGUGCCGAACAAGUCGUGUGCAGUGCUGAAAUAUGCACUGCCAUCGAAGAACCACAUGCUCGGUCUCCUGUGUGGCCAAUACCUGGCGGUACGUUAUAGGGCGCAGAGGGAAGAUGAAGAGGACGUGGUUCAGUAUUAUUCACCGAUGACGCCGGCGGACGAAUACGGCCAUGUUGAGCUGGUCAUCAAGCACACGAUGAUCGCGCCUGGUUCGAUGCCUGACAAGAUGAUGAAGAUGGCUUUGGGUGAGACGCUGGAUUUUGCAGGUCCUUUGGGCGGGUUUAUGUACGAGCCAAACAUGUAUUCAAAACUGGGCAUGAUUGCAGGAGGGACUGGUAUUUCACCAAUGAUGCAGAUCAUACGGACGGUUACGCGGCACCCCGCGGACAGCACACACCUUUCCCUCUUGUACGGUAAUGCAGAGGAAGACGACAUACUCUGCAAGGAGGAGUUGAUGUACAUAGCCACCACUCGUGAGAACGUCGAUGUACACAUGUUCCUGGAAAGGCCUCCUUGGCGAUGGACAAUGGGGCGAGGUUUUAUCACUGAGCAAGCAAUCAGGGAGAGGAUGCCGCCACCUCACUCCAACUCCAGAAUUAUUAUGUGUGGGCCUCCGAUCAUGAUGAAGGUCAUGAAAAGGACCUUGAAGAAGAUCGGAUAUCCCGACUACCAGCUCUAUGUCUUCAACGAUCCGGAGAGUGAUCCCGCUGUUGCACGGGGGUGAUUUUCUCCCCCUUUCUGUCAAUUUUCUUGUUGACUGAUGCAGACUCGUUGCAGAGAGAAAAAUGGGGAGGUGCAGGCGCGCCCGCUGCUUUUGCUUUCAUGUGUUGCCAUCUUGAGAGAGGGCAGGAGAGUUCCAUUUAUUAGGGACUGUGCUUGCAUGCCACGGGAUCGUCUGGUCCUAUGCUGGCAGUGGGAGGGAUGCAGCGCGGACAUUGGUGUUUCAGUGGGUUUCAUCAGUGGAAUGGUUAUAUCUCUGGUUGGAGGCGAGUGGAUUUGGCCUCUCUUUAUGAAUAUAGGCAAUGUUGCCGACCAAUUUGUCGGGCUGUUGUUUGGCCUCGAGAGUCCUGCGCACGUGGGGGAGAGUGGGAAAGUUUGAUGGUCUCUCUGCAGCUGUGUUUGCGUCUGAGUAAUGACCGGACCGGUGAUGCGUCCACGGUAGAGUUUGAAGAUCUUCGGUGCUAGACGAUGCUCCUGAGCUCCGCCGAAGUGUUUCUAUGCUAUGGCUAGCUUGUCUUUUUUUUUCAGUGGAUUGGAUUGAGCUGGGUAUGUUUAGAGUCGAGCGGUAUGGUGGCGGCUUUUCUUUAUGAGGGAUUUGUUGUGUCAGGUCGAAGUUACUUGGUCGUAUUUACAUGUGGAGCACACCCGCGGGUGAAUCCUAAGUCUUGUAGAACGAACGGCUCAGGUGACGGAGGCUGGUGGGUCGCGGUGUAGUUCACGAGUCUUUUGUCUACCUUGUGUGCUUCGGUUCUGCAGUGCGAAAUACAAAGUUGGCAGUCUGACGUGGUUUCAGUAUAGCACUGCAGAUGUCGUUGCUGACUGAACGGUGGCCCUGCUCAGCAGAAGGUCCUUAUUCUCGGAUGCUCCCUUAUGAUGGCACUUUGUGUAGUUGAUGUAUGUUGGGGUGUAUGCAUUGUACGCUGAGUGGUGCCGCUCCAGCAGAUAUUGGGCGAUGCACACGCUCUGACGUGAUGUUAGAUUGGUGGGGUAGCAUCUGCCUGUUUUAGUCAAUGUCUCCCACGUGUACUUCCGACUGGCCGGAGAAUCGUUCCGGACAGAAGCGGUUUGGUGAGAGAUUCAGAUCGACUUCUACCUACCUCAUACGGUGGCAUCAUGGUGUAUCGUCACACCGGUUCUAAGGCUGCUCGAUGGAUUCUCAUCUUGUCCGCCACAGUGUGCUUUGUACUAGGAUUGGUUACAGAAAGGCUGGCAUCAUUUCGUAGCUCUUUGGGUUGCCGCCUUGGGACUUUGUUGGGUUGUUUUUUGCUCUGGUGCCCUUGCACCAGGUCCUACGCGUUGGGUUUGCCCAUUCUAGUUGCAAGGUGGAUUCUUCUCGUUGCAAUGUGGAUUCUUUCGGAAGCUUGGAUUAAGAAUAAUCCGUAGGUUGGUGAGGAAUAGUCUGUUGCUGCUUCACGGCUGAUGUCUUUUUCUGCAAUGCGGCCGUCUUGCCUGUGUCUGUCGGACUUCGGCCGUGUCCGCCAUGGAAGAGUUUGUCAGUCUCUGCAUGUUUGUGCUUUUAGUCUUGCAGUAUGCAUGGUCUCAAUCGUUUGGUUGUGUGUUUGGGUUCAAUGGAAGAAAGCUAGAAAAAGGGGGUAAUAAAUUAAUAAUAUGGUGCUAAUACCGAACUAGGGAAAUAGCUUAUCCGUCAGUGUCGUCCUUGCUCGUCUCCGUCAGUCUUUCAGUCUACGACUCUACAUGUUUGUGCUGUUAGAGGCUGAUCCCAAUCUAUUACAUGACUUUUGGAAAAUAAAAUUCUUUUUAAAGU